UCAUUACUCUCCGCCCCAUCUUGAAGCCCCAGUCAGUGCGCCGUCAGCCGCGGGACAACAGACCAAAGUAGAGGAUACCUCCACACUCAUGCCUUGAAAAAGGAGAAGAUAAACCAUUAACCUGGCGGUUUAAAAAUGAUUGAAACAAUGGAUACACAGCGUGCCUUGCAGGCGGUGGAGCGUCUCCAGGCCAAACUGAAGGAGCGGGGGGAGGUGCCCACCGAGGAGAAGCUGAGCCUGCUCAAAUCAGUGCUUCAGAGCCCUCUCUUCCACCAGAUCCUGGCCUUGCAGAAGUCUGUUCAGCAUCACAAAGACCAGGGCAAUGUCUCAUCACCAAGAGGGAGUGACCACGGUGAUGUCAGCACGGCGGUCAAGCCCAAUGGGAGCCACGUUUCCUACGCGGACAUCUCUGCCGCUGCUCACAUCAAUGGCAAGACGUCAUCUGAGGAGUUGGAGCAUAUUCUCCACUCCAUGGCGCAGGGGCGAUACGUGGCGCACGUGGAGCUGCAGAAGCCAAGCACAGGAGGUCUCGGCUUCAGCGUGGUCGGACUGAAGAGCGAGAACCGCGGGGAACUCGGCAUCUUCAUUCAAGAAAUCCAACCAGGAAGCAUCGCUGACUGCGAUGGGAAGCUCAAAGAGGCCGACCAGAUCCUGGCCAUCAACGGCCAGCCCCUGGACCAGACAGUGAGUCACCAGCAAGCCAUCGCCAUCCUGCAGAGUGCUUCAGAGAAGGUGCAGCUCACAGUGGCAAGAGGGCCAAUACCUCAGCUGACCAGCCCUGCCGUGUCCCGCACGCCUUCUGCUGCCAGCACGCUGUCAGCCAAGUCCAGCGCGUGGCAGCAUGUGGAGACCAUUGAGCUGGUGAACGAUGGCACUGGUCUCGGGUUUGGGAUUGUUGGAGGAAAGACUACAGGGGUGAUCGUUAAAACUAUCCUUCCUGGAGGAAUCGCUGAUCAGGACGGGCGCCUGCGCAGUGGGGACCACAUCCUCAGAAUCGGAGAGACCGACCUGUAUGGCAUGGGCAGCGAGCAGGUGGCCCAGGUCCUCCGGCAGUGCGGUAACCGGGUGAAGCUGGUGGUUACCAGGGGUCCUGCGGAGGACACUUCCUCUGCUGUCAUGUCUGUAGUUCUCCCAACAGUCACCGAACAUCAGGGUGUUGAGGAGGAAGAGGAGGAGCAGGAGGAGGAGGAGGUCGAGGACGAGGCUGAAGCAUUCGAUGUGAGCCUGACCAAGAACGCUCAGGGGUUGGGGAUCACCAUCGCUGGCUAUGUUGGAGAUAAAAAUUCAGAGCCGUCUGGUAUCUUUGUGAAGAGCGUAACAAAGGACAGCGCCGUAGAUCAAGACGGCCGCAUUCACGUUGGCGACCAGAUAAUCGCUGUGGACGGUGUAAACAUCCAGGGAUACACCAAUCAACAAGCAGUGGAGGUGCUCAGACACACGGGCCAGACGGUCCACCUUAAGCUGAUCCGGCGGGGCUUCGGGCCCGACGAGAUCCCCCCCACCGUGACCGCCAGUGCCGCCGUCCUGUCCUCGUCCGCCACCAUCCCCACCACCGCCACCGUCAUGAUGGAGCUGGAGCUGGAGAGAAAGAAGGAUGAGGAGCUCGCUCAAGUUACCGCAGAUGAAAAGCAGCUCCAGACAAAGAGUGACGGAUCUGAUGUCAGCCCAGCCACGGAUCAGCUAACAAAAGAAAAGCAUGGGUUGAAGUUAACGGGUUUUGAGGAGGAGGAACUGAAAAAGAAGUGGCAGGAGAUUCUUGGUCCAAGCAAUGAAGUUGUGGUGGCUCAGGUGGAGAAGUUUACUGAGAGCAGCGGCCUGGGCAUCAGUCUGGAAGCUAACAGCGGCCAUCAUUACAUCCGCUCCGUCCUUCCCGAGGGCCCAGUUGGUCGCUGUGGCAAGCUGUUCAGUGGAGACGAGCUGAUUGAGGUCAAUGGUAUAUCCCUGAUCGGCGAGACUCACAAAGAAGUCGUGAGGAUCUUGAAGGAGCUUCCAGUCUAUGUGUACAUGACAUGCUGCAGGCCUGCUCUUGAUCUUCAAGCUGACAUGGGUGUCGUCCAGCCAGAGACGGAGAAUCAAAUAGACCUCAGCAGUGCACUUGUUGCCGAGAACUCAGAGGUGAACACAGCAGCAGCGGCACAGGAUAGUGUGACAGAGGAGCUGAUAGGCCCUCCUUUGGCUAUGUGGGAGUUGGAGAUCCAGAAUAUUGAGCUUGAAAAAGGAGAAGGGGGAUUGGGAUUCAGUAUUUUGGAUUACCAGGACCCACUAGAUCCCGCCAAGACGGUGAUCGUGAUCCGCUCUUUGGUUCCUAAUGGUGUUGCCGAAAGGGAUGGCAGGCUUUUGCCAGGAGACAGGCUCAUGUAUGUUAAUGCAACAAACCUGGAGAAUGCCAGCUUAGAGGAUGCAGUUCAGGCCCUUAAGGGGGCCAAGCUUGGGAACGUCCAGAUUGGAGUUGCCAAACCACUGCCUGGAAUAUGUGGAUAUUCCCACUCUCCACACCCAUAUGGUGACCAGAACAUAACACCAUCAUCCAUCAUCCAUUCAUUUGACUUCAACAAUAUUUUGGUUGAAGAAGGAGAGGAAGAAGAACUGACUGAGGGCAUCCUUUACCGAGCAGAACCUGCAUUGAUUGACAACAGUGAAGGAGACCUGUCCGAUGAAAAGGUAUUACAUAAUACCUAUUCUCGGCUGGACGAGGACACUCCCCAGGCAUCCAUGAUUGCUCUCCAUGGUAGCAGCUGUAGCGCUGACCUUGAUUACGUGCACUCAUCCACACCUAAGCUGACAGCUCGCCUGAACGUGUUGGACGAGCAUUCCAGCUUUGCAUCAUCAUCUGGCUUUGAGGACAACACUCAAGCGUUCUCUCCGGAGACGUCGGCCUCUUACACUCCCGCGAGUUUGACAGGACACAUCCCAGCCAUUACUGCCAUUCUAACCAGCUCAGAUCAAUACUUGGCACAGCAGCCGAGCGCAGGAGAACCAGAGGAGUGCUCAAACUCGUACAGCACAUUUUCUGAAGCGGGAGGGAGGUCUGUUGUCCAGGAGGCACCCGUGGAGCCCUCGCACUAUCAGCAGGAGCCUGUUAUCUCUUUUGGAGAUAUUGGAAAUAUGACAAUCUUUAAGGACGAGGAGGCGGUUGUGAAAGAAUCCACAGAAGACGGUGACAAAGCGGCGCUGACCUCAGGGAGCAAUUUUGAAAGGACUAUCACAGUUGUCAAGGGCAACUCCAGUCUCGGGAUGACGGUGAGCGCCAUGAAAGACGGUUUGGGAAUGCUGAUCCGCAGUAUAAUCCACGGGGGCUCCAUCAGCCGUGAUGGACGCCUGGGGGUCGGCGAUCUCAUCUUAGCCAUCAACGGAGAGCCGACCACUAACCUGAGCAACGCCCAGGCCCGAGCCAUGCUCAGAAGGCACUCUCUCAUUGGACCAGACAUGGGAUCUGCUUGUGCACCUGAGGACGAUCUGUGCCCGUUUUAUGUUAUUACAUAUGUCCCAGCUGAGUACCUGGAGGAGUACAAGGCCAGCCUUGAUCAAGCUAAAGAUGACGUUUUCUCUGAAGCAGCUCCGCUCCCACUUCCUGCUCCAAAAGACACUCCCAGCCUCCCUGAGCGUGAAGAUGGAGAGGGAGAGGAGAGUGCCUCUCACAACUGGAAUCAGCCGAGGAAAGUGGAGCUGUUCAGAGCGCAUGGCAAGUCCCUGGGGAUUAGCAUCGUCGGAGGCAGAGGGAUGGGCAGCCGACUGAGCAAUGGAGAAGUGAUGAGGGGCAUUUUCAUCAAGCACAUCCUGGAGGACAGUCCUGCUGGACAGAAUGGGACCCUGAAGACUGGGGACAGAAUCGUUGAGGUGGAUGGAGUGGACCUAAGAGACGCCAGUCACGAGGAGGCCGUGGAAGCCAUACGAAGGGCCGGCAAAUCUGUCUCCUUCCUGGUUCAGAGUAUCAACCACAGACCCAGACAACAGCCAUCGAUAACGGACUGCAGCGAGGAGCGAGCUGCACCCAUAUCAAGGGACAACAAGGACAAGGAGGGUGACAGUCACAGUAGACUUUUCCUCCGCCUCUCCCCAACUAACCCUUUCACUCCUACCCCGUUUAAGCUGGCGAAGCGUGAAGCGGCGAAGCCAUCCCCCACCAGUGCCGUCCUCCCCCUGCCAGUGGUGCCCCAUGUGGGGGAGACCGAUACAGACACGCUCCCAGAGGUUCCCGGUCCGCCCGCAGAGACAGCCGAGGAGGAGGAGAAGGAGGAGGAGGAAGAGGUGGACGAGUUUGGAUACAGCUGGAAGAAUGUAAUCCAGCGCUACGGAGGCCUCCCAGGGGUGCUACAUAUGAUUGAGCUGGAGAAGGGGAAGACAGGUCUUGGUCUGAGCCUGGCGGGGAACAGGGACCGCUCCAGAAUGAGCGUGUUCGUGGUAGGAAUAGAUCCCAAUGGAGCUGCAGGCCGGGACGGACGGAUGGUAGUAGGGGAUGAGCUAUUAGAGAUCAACGGACAAGUUCUUUAUGGCCACAGUCAUCAGAACGCAUCGUCCAUAAUCAAGAGUGCUCCAUCCAAAGUCAAAAUCAUCUUUGUGAGGAACACGGAGGCGCUGGAGCAGAUGGCCGUGGGACCGGUGAGAGAGCACGGUGGAGACGCCGCGGAGCCCCGCGCUGAGCUGGAAACGACCUCCACGAACGGCGACGCCGAAGCUCCGGAGCACGUCCAUCACAUCUCACAGUCUAAGGAGGACGGGGGACUUGGCAUCACGUUCGUCGAGGGCAACACAGAGACUGGGAUCGAGGUUCAAAGUAUAUCUAAGACGAUGGGACACCCUGGAAAUCAGGAAGACUGCAUGAAGCCUGGGGACAAACUCCUGGCUGUGAACGGGGAAUCCGUGCUCGGAUACACUCCUGACCAGGUCAAUUCUUUGCUAAGAAGAGCCAAAGGUCCACUGAAGCUAACCUUCUCUUCAAAUGAGACCCCCUCCUUCUCCUCUCCCCAGUCAACUUGCCAGGACGAUGGAGUCCUCGCCAGCCUACCCACCAUGCCUAGCACCACCCCGACCACCUUAAGUCAGCCAGAGGCGGAGGCAGCGACCAGUUUCAGUCGCUCAUCCACCCCUUCCACUCUGGCCUGUGACCCAGCGACCUGUCCCAUCAUCCCCGGCUGUGAGACCACCAUAGAGAUCUCUAAGGGCCGCACGGGCCUGGGUCUGAGCAUCGUGGGAGGCUGCGACACCCUGCUGGGAGCCAUCAUUAUCCACGAAGUGUAUGAAGAAGGAGCAGCCUCCAAAGAUGGCAGGCUGUGGGCAGGAGACCAAAUCCUAGAGGUGAACAGCAUGGACCUGCGGGCGGCCAGUCACGACGAGGCCAUCAACGUCCUGCGGCAGACGCCGCAGCGGGUCCGGCUGAGCGUCUACAGAGACGAGACCCAGUACAAGGAGGAGGACCUGUGGGACUCCUUCACGCUGGAGCUGAACAAGCAGCCUGGCCAGGGCCUGGGCCUGAGCAUCGUGGGCAGGAGAUCGCGGGACAACAGGAACGACACCGGGGUGUUCGUGUCUGACAUCGUGAAAGGAGGCCUGGUGGACGCCGACGGGCGACUGAUGCAGGGCGACCAGAUCCUGUCAGUCAACAGUGAGGACGUCAGGUCGGCCACUCAGGAGGCCGUGGCCGCCCUGCUCAAGUGCUGCGUGGGGGCCAUCAAAAUGGAAGUGGGAAGGUUUAAGGCGGGUCCCUUCCACUCUGAACGGAGGAUGUCUCAAAGCAGUCAGGUGAGUGAAACAGGCAGCGGCAAGGUGGCCCAUCCUUCAUGUACAGACUCUGGAAGCCUCCCCGGCGACUCUGACAAGCUAAGCAGGAGUCAGGAAUCUGCCGAGCAGCCCGACUCCAGGACGGUGGAGUUCACCAAAGGCCCCAGUGAUUCUCUGGGCAUCAGCAUAGCAGGGGGAGUGGGCAGCCCUCUGGGCGACAUCCCCAUCUUCAUCGCCAUGAUGAACCCCAACGGGCUGGCUGCUCAGACCCAACUCAAGAUCGGAGACCGGAUUGUCAGCAUCUGUGGCACGUCCACUGAAGGCAUGAGCCACUCUCAGGCUGUCACCUUGCUGAAAAACGCCACAGGCACCGUACAGCUGCAGGUGGUGGCAGGUGGCGACGCCACGGUGACGGGCCCCUCUGAGGAGCAGGCGGGGGGCGGGCUGGCACCCAGCUGCAUCUUCCAGGAUGACAUCGGCCCCCCUCAGUAUAAGACCAUCACUCUGGACAGAGGACCCGACGGGCUGGGAUUCAGUAUCGUCGGAGGACACGGCAGCCCCCACGGAGACCUGCCCAUUUAUGUCAAAACUGUGUUUGGAAAGGGUGCAGCAGCGGAGGACGGCCGGCUCAAGCGAGGCGAUCAGAUCAUGGCCGUCAACGGGCAGACCCUGGAGGGCGUCACUCACGAAGAGGCCGUUGGCAUCCUGAAGAGGACCAAAGGAACCGUCACACUCACUGUGCUGUCAUAGACUCUAGCUCACUUAGCCACUCAAUACAUUCACUACACACAUAUACACACAUAUAUAUACAUAUAUAUAUAUAUUACAUUUGCACCAAAAGUUUUUGAAGGCUCAAACUUCACAAUAGCAAAAACACCACACAAAUACAGCAACGAGAGAACUCACGUCGGCAGUAUUCAGCAGCUAGGUGAUUGUAUUCACUUGUGAAAAUACUCACACUGAAAUGUGAGCGACUAAUAAUGGAAUAAUGAAGGAGAGGCGCAUCGCUCGGUAUAGGUCUGAACACUGUGAGAAACGAAGCCUGCUAGAAGUAGACUUCUCAUGCAAAACGAUAGAGGAUCACAGUUUUUUAAUGAUGUGAAGCAUUCCUAUGACACUGGACUGAAGCACGGCGCCGCCGAGGCGCAGCGCUCCGAAGGAGAAGAUGUGAAGUACUGUAGGUCUGGUUUGAGUGUCAGACCUCCUCCAUGAAGUAUAGUGCUGCUAAAGCUGAAGCAUAAGGUAUUAUAUCACAGUAUUCUUUCCUUUUUUUCUUUUUUUUCGGAUUAAUGUUCACUUCAUUCAUGUAAGUUGUCCAGAGAAGUAAAUGAACGCGGUGGCUGAAACUGUCGACCUUCAGGUUUGCCCAAGAUUAAAGUCUCCCCGUGUGUAGUGAGUGAAGUCGUCGGGCGUGUGUCGUGUAUUUCUAGCUGGAGAUAAAAAAGAAAAGAAGUCCUUCCUCUGUCUUAUCACCUUCAUUGUGUUUCUAGCGCUGUCAAAGUGGCAGUAUCAAGUCUAUUCACGCUGACUUUAAUAAAAGUGACCUUUGGAUUCAA
This is a messenger RNA of Cololabis saira (Pacific saury), 7274 nucleotides long. Its product is annotated as multiple PDZ domain protein. Gene Ontology annotation, molecular function: protein binding. Lineage: Eukaryota; Metazoa; Chordata; Actinopteri; Beloniformes; Belonidae. The transcript is spliced from 49 exons. The record is from RefSeq and is a predicted model, not a curated record. Bases 136 to 6468 code for a protein of 2110 amino acids.